UGUCCUUUAAAAGGAUUAUGAGAAAGGUAGCAAAGAGGUCAGUGAGAUCAUUGAUAAGGUUGGUAGGUUUCACCUAAUCCGCCAAGUUGCCACAAACUGAGGGACACAGGUAUAAAACGACAUGAAGGGCAGCACAGAGGCACAAUGAAAAGGGCAACUUUCUUUCAGCAUGGUAACUAAUGCAACCACGAUGGGCUCAAUGAAAUCCACUGGACUUUCUGUUCUUCUGUUGUCUUUUCUUUUUUACAUAGCUGAUGCUUACCCCAACAUUGACUUAAACAUGGGCUGUGAGGAGUGCAAACUAGGAAUGAACAAUCUUUUCUCGAGGGAUCGUCCGGUCUACCAGUGCAUGGGCUGCUGUUUCUCCAGAGCGUACCCAACACCUCUCACGGCCAUGACGAAAAUGGAGAUCCCAAAGAACAUCACCUCAGAGGCAACAUGCUGUGUCGCAAAGGACUACUAUGAGGUAGAGGUGUACGGCAUAAGGGUGAGAAACCACACAGACUGCCACUGCAGCACCUGCUACUACCAUAAGAUAUGAACAUGCUCGAAAGUGGAGACAAUUCUGCAGCGCUCGGCUUGGCAACA
Etheostoma cragini (Arkansas darter) is the source of this 588-nucleotide messenger RNA. RefSeq names its product glycoprotein hormones, alpha polypeptide (gene cga). Gene Ontology annotation, molecular function: follicle-stimulating hormone activity. The record is from RefSeq and is a predicted model, not a curated record. The coding region runs from base 170 to 541 and encodes 123 amino acids. Gene Ontology annotation, biological process: positive regulation of steroid biosynthetic process; thyroid hormone generation. Gene Ontology annotation, cellular component: extracellular region; follicle-stimulating hormone complex. NCBI's taxonomy places the organism in Eukaryota, Metazoa, Chordata, Actinopteri, Perciformes, Percidae. The transcript has 4 exons.